AUGGUAAUGGCGCUUGUCUCCGAGAAACCGGAGUGGACUGUGGGAAGAACCAUGCGUUCUCAUAAACAUAACACCAGUGUCAAUGAUAGAUGGAUGUUUCUCACCCCAAUGAUCAACAGCUGCAAGCUGCACCUUACAACCGUCAAAUCACCAGUACCAGAGAGAGCCCAGACGAUGUCUGACUCUCAAGAUGUUGUAAAAGAAACAAACGUGAAUUCUGCCCAAACAACGAAUCAUUCUAACACAGAAAACAAAAUGCAUACAUGCAGCCAGAGAAGAUUUGUUAGGACACCUCCGGAGCCAUCAUUUGCCAGUGACUCUACAGAUUGCCCUGCACACAAUCUAGUAACACUAACAGGUGGUGGUCAGAGUGGUUUGGCUGCAGUUUCACAUGCUGCACAAGAAUCAAGAGACAAAUCUAAGAGACCAACCCACAGUGCAGGGGUCGCUUACUACCGUAAGGUCUUAAACCUUCCCAAACCACCAGGUGGUUCUGGAGGAUAUAAUUCCAACACUGUUCCUGGGUUUCCCUUCACUCGGUUGCCUUGUGACAGUUUUACAUCCAAUUUUCAACGAAUUGAUUUGGACAGGCGCUGUCUGGAAGAAUGCCCCCAGCUGGACAUUAUGGAAGAACUGCAGCUUCUCAGCCUCCAGCACAAUCUAAUCACGAGGAUCCAGCAUUUGUCACAUCUGCAAAAGCUUGUUUUCCUGAACUUGAAUGACAAUCACAUCUCUGAAAUGACUGGCAUUGAAACUUUAAGCUCUCUUAGGAUCCUUAUGCUGGGGAAGAACAGAAUCCAGAAGAUAUGCUGCCUGGGAAACCUGUCCAAACUCAAUAUCCUGGAUUUGCAUGACAAUCAGAUCAGCAGGAUAGAAAACAUGUCUCACCUGAGCGAGCUGCGAGUGUUGAACCUGGCAGGAAACAGCAUCUCCAGAAUAGAAAAUCUGCAGAGCCUGAAUUGUUUGACUGAACUGAACCUCAGAUACAACUGCAUCUCUUUUGUGACUGAGGUGGACCGCCUGCCCUGCUUGCAGCGCCUCUUUCUCAGCUGCAACAACAUCACCAGUCUUGAUCAGCUAGCCUGUCUUGGAGAAUCACGCUCCCUUUCUGAGCUCACCCUGGAUGGGAAUCCUGUAGCCCUGGAGACAUGGUACAAGCAGGCCGUCCUGCGCUGUGUGCUUCAUCUGAGACAGCUGGACAUGAAGCGCAUCACAGACGAGGAUCGGCACAUGGCUGGUGUACAAGCUCGAAAAGAGGAGGAGAAGAAGAGGGAGAGUCACAAGCAGACCAUUCAUAAGGAGAAGCGGCGUCUGGCGAUCCGUAAUGCAGCGCAGCAGUGGGAGGGUGUCAGGGCCUGCCUGGAGCUGCCACCAACAAAUGGCGCAAAAGAGGAAGUCAGUCCAGAGAACAGCCCAGCCCAUAGCCCCGCCCAGACCAAUGGACUCACACAGGAGCCAUCUCCAGAUGAGCCGAGACGCGUGAGCCCAGGGUCAGGACCAGAGCGACCAUCAGGGGGAACGGAGAGCAGACUCCGUACCAACAGCCGUCCAAACAGCCCACGAGACCCCAAGCUUGUGGAGGCAGGGAGCGGCAGUGUUCAGAGCUUGUCCCUGUCUGACAGUCACCUGGCGGAGCUGGAUGGAGACACCCUGCGUUUAUUUGGACUCGGAGCCCUGGAGGCCCUGGAGAGGGGUUGGGGAGUUCAGACUGCUGGUGCUGUCACUGUAAUAACCUUCCGCUAUAUCAACUUUGACGCCAUUGUACCAACACUGCCGCGAAUAAGGGUCAAGUUCCCCAAUCUAUCGCAUCUGAUCUUCUUGGAAACAAACAUCAGCCGUCUGCCGCAGCUGGCAGCCCUGGCUCAGGUGAGGCGUCUGGACCAGCUGACCAUCCACCCGGAGGGCAACCCCGUGGUUAGCCUGGCUCUAUGGCGCUCCUUUGUCAUCUACCGCCUCCACCACUUGAACCUGCAGAGGAUCAAUGGCCAGGAGGUGACCAUGAAUGAUGUGAUCGCUGCAGAGCGCGUGUUUGGAACAUUGGGUCAUAUAGCAGCCACCGAAACUCCACGUUGCCGGCUCCUGCUGCUGCUGGAGGAGUCCAGGAAGCGUCAGCUGCAAUUCCUUUUGGAGGGGCGUGGCCGGCGGGCAGGGCUGAGUCCGGAGGAACUGCGAGACAACGGGAAGCUCCUGGGUGAAGGUCUGAGCAGAGCGCUGUUCAAUUACCCAAGCAAAGACUGCAGUGCAGAUAGCCCUGAGGAGGGCACUGUGGAGUCGUCAGAGCGUGCGGCCAUGAUAGAGCAGUACCUCCAGGAGCUGGUCCAAAGGGCAUCAGACACCAAUCUGAAGGGCGAGGCUCUUCACAAGCUCUGGCCCUCCAUGUUUGCAGAGAUGGUGAGAGACUGUGUGUUGGAAAUGAGGGACCGAGCAGCCUUCCGCCAAGCCAGCCUUGCAAAGCUCUCUGAGACCAAGUGAAGGGGACCAAAGGUUCACUCUUAGACCACACACACACACACAAGCACAUAUUGGCUUGGUUUUCCUGGGGGGCCUCCAGCACUCAGUCUCAAACACCAUCUAUAACACAUCAUCAGUUAGAGACUUUAUCAGUUAUUAAGAUCUUUGGAAACUUAAGGGUGUAUUUCCCAGUGUGUGGAAACAUUUCCUUAAGGUGGAUGUAGACUGUUUUAAAGAUGUCUAAAGAAAUGAUCAUGACAAAGGCGUCUUGAUUGAAUGUAGAUUUUCACUGAAAACACAAUAUCUGAUUCUUCAGUGCUUGGAGCUGCAACAUACUUGAAGAAAGUUAAAAGGACUUAGAGACUCACAGUGCAUUGUAGUCCCAACAGGGCAUCCUCUGCACUUUAAAAGCCUUCUGAAUGACCCCUCUUCACCAUCACUGUCAUCAGCUGAAAAUGACCGGUGUCUCUUUUCUCGAGACUAGAAUGAUUCUUCUGUGUCUUAAAUCUUGUUUCAUGCAUCGAUUCUCACAUUAUCCUGCCUGACAUAAAAGUAUGGGCACAAACAAGGACAAGGACUUUUCUUUGUUUACCACUGAUUUUCUGUAUUGUACUUAGUAUUAAAGAUUCUG
Messenger RNA from Toxotes jaculatrix (banded archerfish), 3082 nucleotides. RefSeq names its product leucine-rich repeat-containing protein 49. NCBI's taxonomy places the organism in Eukaryota, Metazoa, Chordata, Actinopteri, Toxotidae. Gene Ontology annotation, molecular function: protein binding. The record is from RefSeq and is a predicted model, not a curated record. Bases 1 to 2472 code for a protein of 823 amino acids. The transcript is spliced from 19 exons.